CUUUCCCCCACUCCUCGUCUCAGUGGGAAUCCCCAACAAUCCCCAAACAACGUGCUCCGAGACGUCUCAAAAUAUUGUGACUUUUUGUCGGCUGUGUUUCCUCCCGAGCCCUGAACCGUGACGCCCCGCUGUCGGACAGCAGCACGCGUACAGAAGCAACUCGGCUCUUCCUCAUUUGUAAUUAAUGAUGGAAGAGCAAGACUUCGAGAGCUUGUCGCUGAGCCAGCCGCUGCAGCUGAGCCAGUCCUCCUUCAUCGAGCUGUGGGACAGCGUAGUCACUCCCUCCAUCUCUACCAUUCCUACGGUGACCGGUGCUGAAACAUGGGGGACGAACGGAAACAUGGAAGCGCUGCUUAUGAAUGACCAGGUGCUGGCGGAGAGAUUUGAUGAGAAUCUGUUCGAGCUGCCUCUAGAAGUGCCCUCCAGAGAUGGCGUCACCCCGCCGGCCCCCACCGUCCCGGUUACAUCCGACUACCCGGGGGAAUACGGCUUCCAGCUUCGCUUUCAGAAGUCGGGCACGGCAAAGUCCGUCACCUCCACUUUUUCGGAGCAGCUCAACAAGCUCUAUUGCCAGCUAGCAAAGACCAGCCCUGUUGAAGUGCUGGUGAGCAAGGAGCUUCCUGCGGACGCCGUCAUCAGAGCCACGGCGGUCUAUAAGAAGACGGAGCACGUGGCCGAAGUGGUCCGCAGAUGUCCCCACCACCAGAAUGAGGACGCUGCUGAACAUCGCAGCCAUCUGAUCAGAGUGGAGGGCAGCCAGAGAGCUCAGUAUUUUGAAGAUCCGCACACAAAGAGGCAGAGUGUGACUGUCCCGUACGAGCCUCCACAGUUGGGCUCCGAGAUGACUACAGUUCUCUUGAGCUUCAUGUGUAACAGUUCGUGCAUGGGGGGCAUGAAUCGAAGACCGAUCCUCACAAUCCUGACCCUCGAGACUCCAGAUGGACUCGUUUUGGGCCGGAGGUGCUUUGAGGUUCGUGUCUGCGCCUGUCCAGGCAGGGACCGAAAGACUGAGGAGGCCAACACCGAUAAAUUGCUGAACGGAACCAAACAAAUCAAAAAACGCAAGAGCGCCCCGACUCCCGACACCACUUCUGCGAAGAAGGCCAAGUCGGCCUCCAGUGCAGAGGAGGAGGACAAGGAGGUGUUUAUUCUACAUGUCCAUGGUCGGGAGAACUACGACAUGUUGAAGAAAAUAAAUGAUGGACUAAAGUUGCUCAACAAAGAGAGCAAAAACAAGACAAAGGUCUCAGUCAAACAGGAGAUCGCGCUGCCUUCCACCGGGAAGAAACUCCUGCAGAGAGGAGAGAGGAGUGACAGUGACUGAGGCUCUUUGCUCUGAUAAUGAAACGAACGACAUGUCUUUGUCCCUCCAAGCAAUCGGGUUUAUUUCAAGUUUUUAUUCGACAUUGAAACCCCUAAAUCACAAUCCUGCCUCAGUAAGCCAGAAAACUUGAUUCAAUAACUGUUCUGCCUGAUCAUUCACUGUACUAUAUCUUUAUGAUAUAUAAAAUAUAUAAAUAUGCAAAUAAAGAUUAUGCAGAGGAGGGCAGUUCAUACUGUAAACAGGUCUGCCUCCUCCUCCUCCUCAACAGGAUAUGAGGGUGGGACUCUGUUAAUUGUGGCAGGGAAACUCAUUUGAAUUUUAAUGAUUACAUUUUUUAAAUUUGUCAUUUCAUUUAUAAUACAUUGUUUGUACUCCAGUUUAUUUUCUUUUCUUUUUUUUUUAAAAUAACAUUUGUAUGUUUUGUCAAAUAGUAAUUAUGAAGUUAAUUAGGGUUUCAAAAAAAAAAAAAGCAUUUGGCCAAAUUUUAUAAUCUUUUUACUAGUGACUGCCGUUCGCUUGAGAAAGUGUUUGUAAAACUUGAAUGGAUGUUUACCUCCAUUAUCAUAGCUGUAUUACUGUACCACAGCCCACGUGAGUUCAAACCUUUUACAUCCAGUCAAACUCUCGUCUGUGUGAGGAAGUUCACUCGGCCCAAAUGUUUCAUUCCAGCUCCGGUUAGUUCAAGCUGAUAUAAAGAUGUAGAGGAAGAAAUAUAAGGCCAGAUUAAAGAACGUACAGGCUCGACUGAAUGUAAUUCUGUCGGUGGGACGCUUUCUUUCUUUUUUUACUCCAUUUUUAUAUAAAUAUAUAUUUCAUCACACAAAGCUGUAAAUAGAUUUUCAACAUUUUUUUUAAUCUCUCUCCAAGGAUCAGUUAUUUUCUCAUCAGGAUCGCCUCCGAUUAAAUGGUGAUGAUUCUGCUCGCAGGGAACAUGUUUUGUCAUGAUUUUUUUUUUUGUGAAAAUGAACAGUAGAUUUGGUAGUUGAAGGGCUGGCUGGAUCACCCCAAAACCUAAUCACCUUUUAGUAUUUGUACCGUCUUGUAUACGGAAGAAAGUGUUGGAGGAAGAGUAAGUGGAAUUAUGACAUGACCAUACAGGAAAUACACAAACAACAAACAAGGAAAACGCCUUUUUAAAAGAGACUCCAGACUUGUUUUGGGUCGGAGGUGACACUGAGAACUACUGCCCGUCUGUCAGGAUGCCCCCGCUGUGAUCUGACUUUACGUUUCCGUUUCUGCCCCCGACCCACAGACCAUGCAACUUGUCGAUUAGCACUUCAGUUUGAUGUGACCAAUCACUGUUGAGGCAAAACCACUUUUUUUACACUGCCAAAAAAAAAAGUAUAUUAAAGGCAUUUCUUUGUUUUACUUCUGUAACUUUAUAGAUUAUUUUGGGAACUUAGUUUUGUAUAAGAGGUUUAUCUUUCUAUUUUUUCAUUGUCAUUUUUUUUCAUGGCUUUUUAUGUUAUAAUUUGCAUUUUGUUUUCCAAAGCUUUGAUACUAAAUAAACUACUUGUAACAUAGAA
This is a messenger RNA of Morone saxatilis (striped sea-bass), 2850 nucleotides long. RefSeq names its product tumor protein p53 (gene tp53). Bases 185 to 1324 code for a protein of 379 amino acids. Gene Ontology annotation, biological process: apoptotic process; regulation of transcription by RNA polymerase II; protein tetramerization. NCBI's taxonomy places the organism in Eukaryota, Metazoa, Chordata, Actinopteri, Moronidae. The transcript is spliced from 11 exons. Gene Ontology annotation, molecular function: RNA polymerase II cis-regulatory region sequence-specific DNA binding; DNA-binding transcription factor activity, RNA polymerase II-specific. The record is from RefSeq and is a predicted model, not a curated record. Gene Ontology annotation, cellular component: nucleus.